Messenger RNA from Cryptomeria japonica (Japanese cedar), 1225 nucleotides. Its product is annotated as cyclin-dependent kinase B1-1. The record is from RefSeq and is a predicted model, not a curated record. Bases 40 to 942 code for a protein of 300 amino acids. Gene Ontology annotation, cellular component: cyclin-dependent protein kinase holoenzyme complex; cytoplasm; nucleus. The transcript has 8 exons. Gene Ontology annotation, biological process: signal transduction; protein phosphorylation; regulation of G2/M transition of mitotic cell cycle. Gene Ontology annotation, molecular function: cyclin binding; cyclin-dependent protein serine/threonine kinase activity; ATP binding. NCBI's taxonomy places the organism in Eukaryota, Viridiplantae, Streptophyta, Pinopsida, Cupressales, Cupressaceae.
UCAACCUUGCUUAACCCAGCUGUAAUUUUUUCUCCUGCAAUGGAGAAAUACGAGAAGUUAGAGGUGGUGGGGGAAGGUACAUACGGCAAAGUUUACAAGGGAAGAGACAAAUUGACUGGACGAAUGGUGGCGCUAAAAAAGACGCGCUUUGUUGAAGAUGGUGUUCCUCCGACUGCCAUUAGGGAGAUUUCUCUGCUCAGAAGUCUCUCGCACUGUAUAUACGUUGUCAAGUUGUUGGAUGUUGAUGCUUCAUUUACUGGCUCUGGAAAGCCUGUAUUAUUUAUGGUAUUUGAGUAUGCAAAUUGUGAUCUCAGACAAUACAUAGAUAAAUGCCGCCGAAGUGAGACCAAAUUGACUGUAAAAUCUAUUCAGAGUUUCAUGUAUCAACUAUGUAAGGGCAUCACUUACUGUCACAGCCAUGGGGUGCUUCACAGGGAUUUGAAACCACAAAAUAUAUUAGUAGAUCAAAGAGUGGGGCUGCUUAAAAUUGCAGAUCUUGGACUGGGAAGAUCUUUCACUGUACCUAUUAAGAAUUACACCCAAGAGGUUGUUACUUUAUGGUAUCGAGCCCCUGAAGUGCUGUUGGGUACCAAACACUAUUCUACAGCAAUAGAUGUGUGGUCUCUUGGCUGCAUCUUUGCUGAAUUAUGUAAUAUGAAAGUACUUUUUAAUGGAGAUUCUCAGAUACAACAGCUUCUAAAGAUCUUCAGGUUGAUAGGAACUCCUAAUGAACAACUAUGGCCUGGAGUGACCCAGCUUAAUCACUGGCAUGAAUUUCCUCAAUGGAAGCCUCAAGAUUUUUCCAAAAUUGUUUCUAAUUUGGACUCAAAUGGAUUAGAUCUUAUUUCUAGGAUGUUGCAGCAUGACCCUGCAAGGAGGAUCUCAGCAAAAGCAGCACUACAUCAUCCAUAUUUUGACAGUUUGGAUAGGUCACAAUUUUGAUGUAGUUUCAGAUGGUUGUAGCUCGAUUAGUUAUUGCUAGUAACCUUGCAUUAACAUAGGCAAUCAUGUGUGCACAAAAGCCCUAUAUAGAUAUUAUAAAUCAUUGUAUAACUCAAGCUUUGGAAAUGAACCUUCGUGGAAAAGAAAUUUGGAGAUCCAUCUAAAGCAACAGCUACAAUGUCUGUUAUAUUUAUUGCAAUGGCCUGGUUACCCAGUUGAAAUGCCUGGUGUCCAGGUGACUAACAGCCAUACCUCUAUCCUACAUAAUUUAUUAGUUAGCAAA